AUGGAUAAUUCAACACAUUUUUCGACCAUUAUAUUGGCUGGAUACAUUGAUAUUGGGAAUAUUAAGUAUUUAUGUUUCAUUGUUUUGAUCCUGUUGUUUCUUACAAUCAUUGUAUCAAAUCAAUUCAUUAUUGGAAUAAUAUGUAAGGAGAAGUCCUUGCAUGAACCUAUGUAUGUUUUUUUAUGCAGUUUGUCUGUAAAUGAACUGUACGGGAGCAUUGCUUUAUUUCCAUCCCUUUUAAGUAAUAUGCUAGUCAAAGAUUCCAGAAGUUUCACUGACCCUUUUAUCACAUAUGCAUCAGUAGAAUUCUGUAAUUUAGCAGUCAUGUCAUAUGACAGAUAUGUAGCCAUCUGUUACCCUUUGGAAUAUCAUAGAAUCAUGUCUCCUGCCAUGACAGUUACUUUGGUUGCUCUGGGGUGGUCAGUAUCAGUUAUCAAAUUCUCCAUUAAUUUUUCUGUGAGUGUACGGCUAAAGUUGUGUGGAAAUGUAAUGGACAAAGUAUGGUGUGACAACUACAUGCUUGUGAAACUGGCAUGCUCAGACACAACAGCAAACAACAUUUCUGGCAUAAUCGGUACCAUUCUAACCAUUGUUGCACCUCUAGCAUUAAUUUUUUUCUCAUAUGCUAAAAUUUUAAGAGUCUGCCUAAAGUCUACAAGAGAAAUGACCCAAAAGGCUUUAAGCACAUGUACUUCACACCUUAUCUCACUAAUGAAUUUUUCUGUUGGAUGUUUAUUUGAAGUUAUCCAAAGCAGAUUUGAUAAGGUGCCUAUGCCCCCUGUACUACGUGUGAUUCUCUCACUUUAUUUUCCGAUAUGUACACCGCUUAUCAAUCCUAUCAUGUAUGGUAUGAGACUUUCUAAGAUAAGAAGGGCACUCAAAAAAUGUAUUUACCCCUGGAACCACAUAAAACCCACAUCAUAG
This is a messenger RNA of Onychostoma macrolepis, 924 nucleotides long. RefSeq names its product olfactory receptor 11A1-like. The record is from RefSeq and is a predicted model, not a curated record. Gene Ontology annotation, biological process: G protein-coupled receptor signaling pathway. Lineage: Eukaryota; Metazoa; Chordata; Actinopteri; Cypriniformes; Cyprinidae. Gene Ontology annotation, molecular function: olfactory receptor activity; G protein-coupled receptor activity. Gene Ontology annotation, cellular component: membrane.